GAAGCUGGGGGGCGGGCCCGGCCGGGCCGGGGCGGGGCCGCGAGCGGCAUGGAGGAGGCGGAGGCCGCGGCGCGCGGGGCCGAGCAGUGCGGGCCCGAGUGGGGCCCCUGCGGGGCUUGGGGGCCCUGAGCCAUUCCUGAAGUCAUGGGCUGUCCAGGACACUGGUGACCCCCCAAUCCAGCAUGGAUGACUGGAAACCCAGUCCCCUCAUCAAGCCCUUUGGGGCUCGGAAGAAGCGGAGCUGGUAUCUUACCUGGAAGUAUAAACUGACAAACCAGCGGGCCCUGCGGAGAUUCUGUCAGACAGGGGCCGUGCUUUUCCUGUUGGUGACCGUCAUUGUCAACAUUAAGUUGAUCCUGGACACUCGGCGAGCAAUCAGCGAAGCCAAUGAUGACCCGGAGCCAGAGCAAGACUAUGAUGAGGCCCUAGGCCACCUGGAGCCCCCACGGCGCAGAGGCAGUGGUCCCCGGCGGGUCCUGGACGUGGAAGUGUACUCGAGCCGCAGCAAAGUAUAUGUGGCAGUGGAUGGCACCACGGUACUGGAGGAUGAGGCCCGGGAGCAAGGUCGGGGCAUCCAUGUCAUCGUCCUCAACCAGGCCACGGGCCACGUGAUGGCAAAGCGAGUGUUUGACACAUACUCACCUCAUGAGGAUGAGGCCAUGGUGCUGUUUCUCAACAUGGUGGCGCCCGGCCGAGUGCUCAUCUGCACCGUCAAGGAUGAGGGCUCCUUCCACCUCAAGGACACGGCCAAGGCUCUGCUGCGGAGCCUGGGCAGCCAGGCCGGCCCUGCCCUGGGCUGGAGGGACACCUGGGCCUUCGUGGGACGAAAAGGAGGUCCUGUCCUUGGGGAGAAACAUUCUAAGUCACCUGCCCUCUCCUCCUGGGGGGACCCAGUCCUGCUGAAGACAGAUGUGCCACUGAGCUCAGCUGAAGAGGCAGAGUGCCACUGGGCAGACACAGAGCUGAACCGUCGCCGCCGGCGCUUCUGCGGCAAAGUUGAGGGCUAUGGGAGUGUGUGCAGCUGCAAGGACCCCACACCCAUCGAGUUCAGCCCUGACCCACUCCCAGACAACAAGGUCCUCAAUGUGCCUGUGGCUGUUAUUGCAGGGAACAGGCCCAAUUACCUGUACAGGAUGCUGCGCUCUCUGCUCUCAGCUCAGGGGGUGUCUCCCCAGAUGGUAACAGUUUUCAUCGACGGCUACUAUGAGGAACCGAUGGAUGUAGUGGCGCUGUUCGGUCUGAGGGGCAUCCAGCACACUCCCAUCAGCAUCAAGAAUGCCCGCGUGUCUCAGCACUACAAGGCCAGCCUCACUGCCACAUUCAACCUGUUUCCAGAGGCCAAGUUUGCUGUGGUUCUGGAAGAGGACCUGGACAUCGCUGUGGAUUUUUUCAGCUUCCUGAGCCAAUCCAUCCACCUACUGGAGGAGGAUGACAGCCUGUACUGCAUCUCCGCCUGGAAUGACCAAGUAGGCUGGGUGGCCAGGGGUUGGCAAGCGGGUUUGUUGAGGCUGCAAGCUAAUACAGUCCCCUGCCCCCAGGGGUAUGAACACACGGCUGAGGACCCAGCACUACUAUACCGUGUGGAGACCAUGCCUGGGUUGGGUUGGGUGCUCAGGAAAUCCUUGUACAAGGAGGAGCUUGAGCCCAAGUGGCCCACACCGGAAAAGCUCUGGGACUGGGACAUGUGGAUGCGGAUGCCUGAGCAACGCCGGGGCCGAGAGUGCAUCAUCCCUGACGUUUCCCGAUCCUACCACUUUGGCAUCGUCGGCCUCAACAUGAACGGCUACUUCCAUGAGGCCUACUUCAAGAAGCACAAGUUCAACACGGUUCCAGGUGUCCAGCUCAGGAACGUGGACAGUCUGAAGAAAGAAGCCUAUGAAGUGGAAAUUCACAGGCUGCUGAGCGAGGCGGAGGUUCUGGACCACAGCAGGAACCCCUGUGAAGACUCUUUCCUGCCGGACACGGAAGGCCACACCUACGUGGCCUUUAUCCAAAUGGAGAAAGAUGAUGACUUCACCACCUGGACCCAGCUUGCCAAGUGCCUCCAUAUCUGGGACCUGGAUGUGCGUGGCAACCACCGGGGCCUGUGGAGAUUGUUUCGGAAGAAGAACCACUUCCUGGUGGUGGGAGUCCCAGCCUCUCCCUACUCGGUGAAGAAGCCACCAUCAGUUACCCCAAUUUUCCUGGAGCCACCCCCAAAGGAGGAGGGAGCCCCAGGAGCUGCAGAACAGACAUGAGACCUCUUCCAGGACCCUGCAGGGCUGGGUACUGUGUACCCCCAUGCAGGCUGGCCCUUCACACAUCCUGUAGAUUUUGUAGAUGCUGGUAGGGGCUGGGGCUGGUUUGUUUUUAACAUAAGACUUAACUACUAACUUCAAGGACAGGGUUCCCCUGCUCCAACACUCCUCUUCCUGAGUUGAAGGUCUAUUUAUUUUCUCCCUUGUUAGAGAAGGACAGAAGAUCGCCUGGGAAUCGCUGGGAUCCCUGGGCAGCUGAUCCUGCCCUUCGUACACCCCCUCCUCCCAGGCCUGCCUCAGAAUCUAAACCUAUUUAUUGACUGUCCUGAGGGCCUUGAAAACAGGCCAAACCUGGGGGGCUUGGAUUUCUUUCUGGGCUGUUGUGCUGCCCUGAGGGUAGGGCCGGCUCUUACUCAGGAAACUGCUAUGCCCAACCCAUGGACAGGCCCAGCUGGGGCCCACAUGCUGACACAGACUCACUCAGAGACCCUUAGACACUGGACCAGGCCUCUCAGCCUCCUCUUUGUCCAUUUGUCCAGAUUUCCAAAGUUGGAUAAGUUGGUCAUUGAUUAAAAAAGGAGAAAACCUCUGGGAA
This is a messenger RNA of Propithecus coquereli (Coquerel's sifaka), 2832 nucleotides long. It is a transcript of the gene POMGNT1, whose product is annotated as protein O-linked mannose N-acetylglucosaminyltransferase 1 (beta 1,2-). Bases 183 to 2237 code for a protein of 684 amino acids. Gene Ontology annotation, cellular component: Golgi membrane. Gene Ontology annotation, molecular function: beta-1,3-galactosyl-O-glycosyl-glycoprotein beta-1,3-N-acetylglucosaminyltransferase activity. Lineage: Eukaryota; Metazoa; Chordata; Mammalia; Primates; Indriidae. The record is from RefSeq and is a predicted model, not a curated record. The transcript has 21 exons. Gene Ontology annotation, biological process: protein O-linked glycosylation via N-acetylgalactosamine.